Epinephelus lanceolatus (giant grouper) is the source of this 1679-nucleotide messenger RNA. RefSeq names its product fibrinogen alpha chain. Gene Ontology annotation, molecular function: signaling receptor binding; extracellular matrix structural constituent; protein-macromolecule adaptor activity. Gene Ontology annotation, cellular component: fibrinogen complex. The record is from RefSeq and is a predicted model, not a curated record. Gene Ontology annotation, biological process: blood coagulation, common pathway; platelet activation; protein polymerization. Lineage: Eukaryota; Metazoa; Chordata; Actinopteri; Perciformes; Serranidae.
UAUUAUAAAGGCACGUACGACCCGGAGAAAAACACACCGUAUGAGAUUGAAAAUGGAGUCGUGUGGGUGACGUAUAAACAGGCCAAUUACAGCUUGAAAACUGUUCGGAUGUUUAUCCGAUCGGCUGCUUUUUAAUUGGACAAAACAUGAUCAAAUACCCUUUUUUAUAUGUGUAGUAAAACGAAAAUCAAGAGCAAGCGCACACUGAAGCUGGGGUUAGCUAAAUAUUUGAGGCCAACAUGAGAAGGUGCUUUCAGACCUUUAGACUGUUGAUCUGUUCGUAAAUCAUUCUGGGAUUUCAAAAUCAUGUCAAACAGUUUCAUCAUGUUUAAUGGACUUGAUUCUUGUCAGCACUUUGUGCAAAUGUCGCUGCCCUGUUUCUGUAACCAGUGUUCAAGGAAUGACCUGAUGUUUCCAAAGUGUCCUCCCUGUUGCUCAACUCUGUGGAGCCACGACUGAACUCUGCUCAAUCAAUAAAGAUCCAGUGUUCACUUCAGCUGCUGUGCUUUGUGCUUUCACUUACAUCGACAGAACUAAUCACCAAAAGCAACGAAAGAAAUUCAGAUGGUUUUUCAUGUUGGAAAUGUUUGUGCCAGGAAACGGUUUAAAUCUUUCCAACAUACCAAAGAAAGGAUACUAAUAUUAAGGAGACAUGGAGAUACAAACAAAGAUAAAAGUCGCAGGAAACAUGUCUGACGAGCAGAGCCCAUGUCCUGAAGGUGUCGGGGCCGAGGUCAUCUGAGGCACAAACUGCAGCACCGACUUCCAGAACUUUUUUGUAUAAGGCUGAAGCAGCAGAAUCAAGAUGGCCGACAGUCCUACAGUCAGUCCCAGACAUACAUGAAGCAACACUGUCGAGGGACGUCAGGCGUCACCCUGUGUUCAGACGAUGACUGGGUUUCUAAAUGCCCCUCUGGCUGCAGACUCCAGGGUCUGAUCUAGCAACUGGGGAGCAAGGUGGAGAGGAGACUGAGGAUGGUGUGUAAGACAGCAAAGAUGUACGAAGACAUGUCUGAGAAGUCCAUGACGGUGACGACACGCAUCUACAACUACAACCGGAGAGUCAUCGUCAACAGAUACAUGUCAGAGCUGAAGUUCGUGGAAAACGCCGAUGGAUUGACCAGGAACCUUACGUUGCUACGGAAACGGUCAUCCCAGCUGUCGCUACAACUAGAGGAGCUCCGCGGCAACGUCCAGAAACAACUGGAGGACUUGUAUCGAGCAGAGGUGGACAUUGACAUGAAGCUGCGAGCCUGCUCUGGAUCCUGCCGGUCAGUGUCACUGUUCAGCGUCGAUCAUCUCGGCUAUCAGUCGCUUCAAGCUGACAUGGAACAGAUGGACAAGCAGACAAAGAAGUCCGCUACGCCUCCUGAAGACGUCCCACACGUCAAGCUGCAGCCUGUAGACGUCGGCCCGGAGCCGUCGGCAGAGUAUAAGACCAUCCCAACCGUCCAGAGGGAACUGUUGACCCAGUUUGAGGACAUCGGACAGAACCAGGUUGUUCUGGAGGAGCUGCUGGAGGCGGUUGAUCCUGCAAAGCUGGAGUGAAAGGGCUCCACGGAGGCAGGUUUGAUAGAUCACAGUGGAAGUGAAGAGUGGGUGUUUCUGUUUCUUUUCAGCAGCGCUUUGUAACUCGGUUUGGAGAGGGCCUUUUCCAAUAAAUACAAUCACUGUUUUUA